AUGGGCUCAGAAAGAAGGAAUACCCUCCCACUCAAGUUCAAGCUUCCUAGAAUGGACACCCUGAUAACUCUCCGCAACAAGGUGACUCCUUGCAAGAAGAACAACUUCAUCUGCAGAUAUGGGCGGAUCCUCGAUCUCAUUACUACUCCGAUAGAAGUAUCAGCUUUGGUGGCUUUGUCCCAGUAUUAUGAUCCACCUCUCAGAUGUUUCACGUUCCAAGACUUCCAGCUGGCUCCAACUAUUGAAGAGUAUGAGAGACUCCUAGGUUGGUACGUGAAGGACCACCCUCCAUUCACUAAGUUGGGCGAACCAUUGAUGCCUGAAUCAGUCGCUGAAGCACUUCAUCUACCUAUUGAAGAGGUCUCCCUUGGUCUGGGACCAAGGGGGUUUGCUAGAAAGUUCUUGGAAGAAAAGGCGUGGGCCUUGGAAAAAGAGGGGAAAUGGCUUCUUUUCAGUGCCAUCCUUGCUCUACUGAUUUAUGGAGUCAUCCUGUUCCCAAAUGACGACGACUACAUAAACCGCUCCAUCAUCAGUGUGUUUGUGUCUGGGAAUCCUGUCCCUGCAUUGGUGUCUGAUGUGUACUACUGCUUGCACACUAGGCAUGAGAAGAGAAAGGGCGUCGUUUUGAGCUGUGCUUCCUUGUUGUAUGGUUGGCUCAUGUCUGAUAUGCCUCAAAAGGGGCCUUGGGUGGACUUCCUGAAAGAUUUGAGGUGGUCCCAGAAGUUUGCUUCUCUCACCGCCGAAGCUUUGGUGUGGUACCUUCCUGCCUCUGACGUAGAGCAAGUGAUCAUGAGCUGUGGAGACUUCCCGAACGUGCCACUCAUGGGUCCACGAGGUUGCAUCAAUUACAACCCUUCGUUGGCCCUGAGGCAAUUGGGAUACCCAAUGGAGAAUGAACCGAGAGUUAAACUACUAAAGGACUUCAUCUUGCCUGAUGUGGGAACAGAGAACCCAACUCUGUUGCAGAGGGUUAAGAGAGCUUGGACCCAGAUUCAUCGCAAAGGCAAAGAGCUAGGCAAGCGUGAUUGCCGAGCUAAAGAGCCGUACCGCCAAUGGGUGGUGCAAAGGGCUAAGGAAGUCAAGAUGACAUACAGUGUGGAUGUCUCGGUUCCUCCUCCAGAACCAGAACCAGUGCAUGCUUCUAAGGAAGAAGUGGACGCAUUGAAAGCAACUAUCGCACAGUUGACCAAAGAAAAUGAGGACUUGCGAUCGAAGCUCCAUGCAUUGGAUAGAGACCAUGCUAGGCUGAAAAGGAAGAGUGAGGAGGACCUUGAGCUUUUGGAAGAAAGCAGAAAGAAGGCUAAAAUUGAGGAAGAUCUUAAAGAGAAGUACCAAGAGGGUUUGGCUCAAGCGGAUAUGGGGUUGAGUUCUCUCUGUAAACAGCUGAAACAGACAGAGAAAGAACGAGGGGACAACCACCAUUGGUUCGAGUUGGCUGUCAAGGAGAAGAAAGCAUUAAGAGAUGUGACUGACAUGGAGAUUUAG
Lathyrus oleraceus (garden pea) is the source of this 1485-nucleotide messenger RNA. RefSeq lists its product as uncharacterized. The record is from RefSeq and is a predicted model, not a curated record. Lineage: Eukaryota; Viridiplantae; Streptophyta; Magnoliopsida; Fabales; Fabaceae. Bases 1 to 1485 code for a protein of 494 amino acids. The transcript has a single exon.